This is a messenger RNA of Striga asiatica, 810 nucleotides long. NCBI's taxonomy places the organism in Eukaryota, Viridiplantae, Streptophyta, Magnoliopsida, Lamiales, Orobanchaceae. The record is from the annotation of a GenBank genome assembly.
AUGAGUAAUGUUGGAUCAGCUCACAACGUGACCGUUUUAGGCUCUGGAGAGUCUACAGUGGUCCUCGGCCACGGCUUCGGGACUAACCAGUCUGUGUGGAGGCAUCGUGUCCCUCACCUUGUGGACGAGUACCGAGUCUUACUCUACGACGACAUGGGGGCCCACACCACCGACCCCAAUGCCUUUGAUUUCCAACGCUACUCCACCGUGGACGGCUUCGCGGAUGAUCUCAUCUCCAUUUUGGAGGAAUUCAAAGUCGAGAGAUGCAUUUUCGUCGGCCACUCCCUUUCCGCACUUGCCGCUGCCUUAGCCUCGGUUUCCAAACCCCAUCUUUUUGGUAAGCUCGUCAUGAUCAACACUUCUCCAAGGCUGACUAACACGGAUGAUUACCCGGGAGGGAUGGAGCCGGAAGCAGUGGAGCAGCUAGUGGCUGCCGUGAAAGAGGAUAGCGAGUCAUUCUACAAGAGUUUCGGGCCGAUGGCAGUGGGCGGGGGGCUCGAAUCUGCCGCGGUGCAGGAGUUCAAUAUGGGCAUCUCAAGCAUGGGUAAAAAUAUUCUCCUCCAUUUGAUCGAAUUGACGAGCGUCCUCGACAUGAGGGCGUGCCUCCGCCAGGUCACGGUCCCCUGCCACGUCAUCCAGAGUUCCAAGGACAUGCUGGUGCCGGUGGCGGUGGCAGAGUACAUUAGCCGGAGUGUUGGGGGGAAAUCGGUGCUGGAGAUGUUGCCGAUCCAAGGCCACAUUCCGCACCUCAGCUCGCCGGAGGUCACCAACCCGGUGUUGCUUCGCCAUAUAAAAGAGGACAUCGAGGGG